This is a messenger RNA of Cercospora beticola, 1163 nucleotides long. RefSeq names its product Saf4/Yju2 family protein. Gene Ontology annotation, biological process: mRNA splicing, via spliceosome. Gene Ontology annotation, cellular component: post-mRNA release spliceosomal complex; U2-type spliceosomal complex. The record is from RefSeq and is a predicted model, not a curated record. Lineage: Eukaryota; Fungi; Ascomycota; Dothideomycetes; Mycosphaerellales; Mycosphaerellaceae.
AAACCUCAGCACAACGUGUCUCGCUACCAUGAAUGACCGGAUUUUCGAUCAAGGAAUCCGGGUUCCCGUGACCUCUGUUCCAGUGGGCCAUCUCCUGGAAGCCACAACAACCCGCGUCGCCUAAAGGUCGUCUUCGCCACUGCCGCGCCGCGCAGUGCAUUUCAUCCGACAUGUCACAGCACUACAACAGAUACCUUCCGCCCGAGGUGGAGGGUACCACGAGCGCGAAUCGUCUCCAGAAGCGUCGCGCUCCGGGCGUGCUGAAAAAGGAUGGCUCGCAGACGGUGCGCUUCGAGAUGCCUUUCGCCGUCUGGUGUCACACUUGUCAACCACACGCCAUCAUCGGGCAAGGUGUUCGAUUCAAUGCUGAGAAGCGCAAAAGUGGCAACUAUUAUAGUACUCCAAUAUGGAGUUUCCGCAUGCGGCACCCAGCAUGCAACGGUGUUAUUGAGAUCAAGACCGACCCCAAAAAUACUGCCUACGUGGUUGUUGAAGGAGGUAAGGCUAGAGACUACGGAGAUCCAAAUGACCGAAUCCGUGAAGGUGAGGGUGAUAUUCCCCUCUUGACUGCAGAGGAACGAGAGCAGAGGCGUGAAGACGCUUUUGCACAGCUGGAAGGCAAAGCCGAGGAGAAGCAGAGCACUGAGAGCAAUGCGAAACGUAUUCGAGAGCUGUACCAAGCUGGCGAGCGCGCCUGGGACGAUCCCUGGACCGCCAACAGACGAGUGCGUGACACUUUUCGACGCGAGAGGAAGACCAUAAAACGCAAAGAACUGGCCGACCAGCAGAUUAAGGAUCGAAUCGGUACUGAAAUGGAGCUGCUACCCGAAACGCAGGAAGACGAACUGCGCGCGAAGACCGUCUCCUUUGGCGAAUCCAGUGCGAGCUCAGAGCUGCGAAAAGCAGACGCGAAGCCUAUGUUCACUAGAACAACUAGCGGAGUCAACAAGCGAUCUGCCGCACCGAGCAAAGAGAAUGCUAAGGACUUGCUCAGGCGCAGACUUGUGUCAAGCACAAGGGCGAGUGUGAACCCUUUCGGCUGAAGUCCAGAUCUCGAACUCAGAGUCUUCCGCCGAUAGUUUGUGACGGAGAGCAGCCUUCGACGCCUCCAUGUUAUGGCUCCGCAGCUCUGUUGGCAGCACUCACAGCGAUAAGCUAUAGAG